Molecule: messenger RNA, 5601 nt
Organism: Bombyx mori (domestic silkworm)
Lineage: Eukaryota; Metazoa; Arthropoda; Insecta; Lepidoptera; Bombycidae
Gene: Syx1A
Product: syntaxin-1A
Exons: 8
Coding region: 513-1388 (291 amino acids)
Biological process (GO): exocytosis; intracellular protein transport; synaptic vesicle fusion to presynaptic active zone membrane
Cellular component (GO): plasma membrane; endomembrane system; synaptic vesicle
Molecular function (GO): SNAP receptor activity; SNARE binding
Source: RefSeq, a predicted model, not a curated record
CCAUCUUCGGCCUUUCGAUAGAUUUUCGAACGAAGAAGAACAAGCAACUAUUCUUCUUCGUGCAAAGUUUCUUUCUGAGAUCCUUCCUAUAUGAAUAUAUCGUUGCUGAGUUUCGUCUUGCGGCCUUCUUAAAACGUACUCCUCUUUUAAUUUUAAUGAGCCUGGUCGCCAUACUAUAUCCAUCUCACAAUCUUCAUUUCACAGUAGCGCACGAAGCUUAUAAGUUGUUUCUUAGCAUGUGUGCCUUGUUUUUUUUAUAUUUAAUAUUAGUGGAUCCUAGAAAAAAAUUAUGGCAACAUUAAAUUUGACAGCAUGAGACAGGUAGCGAGUGUAGCGACCAGCGAUAAGUGAAGUUUUGCUCGUCUGAACGUUUUGUAUGGUAUCGAUUUUUUGAGUGAAGUGAACGUAGUGUUCGUGUCCUUUAGUUUAGUGACGUUUGUUAGAAAAAUAUCUUUGAAUGGGAUUGUGUAACGAGAAAAAACGUUUACUUGGUGCGUGAUUCUCUGUAAAGGAUGACGAAGGACAGGUUAGCGGCGCUUCAAGCGGCGCAGAGCGACGAUGACGACGUCGGGCCUGACGAUGUCAACGUUGCCGUCGAAGGUGGCUUCAUGGAUGAAUUCUUCAGUGAGGUUGAAGAAAUACGAGAGAUGAUAGACAAGAUUCAGGCGAACGUCGAAGAAGUGAAGAAAAAGCACAGUGCCAUCUUAUCAGCGCCACAGUCAGAUGAAAAAACGAAGCAUGAACUUGAGGAUCUUAUGGCUGAUGUCAAGAAAACUGCCAACAAAGUCAGAGGAAAAUUAAAACAUAUAGAACAGAACAUCGAACAAGAGGAGCACUCGAACAAAUCGUCGGCCGAUCUCAGGAUAAGAAAGACCCAACAUUCAACUCUCUCCCGUAAGUUCGUCGAGGUGAUGACCGAGUACAACCGCACGCAGACCGACUACAGAGAUCGCUGCAAGAGCCGGAUACAGAGACAACUCGAGAUCACGGGCCGCGCCACCACCGACGAUGAACUCGAGGAAAUGCUCGAACAAGGCAACUCGGCCGUUUUCACUCAAGGGAUUAUCAUGGAGACUCAACAGGCGAAGCAGACGCUUGCCGACAUCGAAGCCCGACACGCCGACAUCAUCAAGCUGGAGACAUCGAUCCGUGAGCUCCACGACAUGUUCAUGGACAUGGCGAUGCUAGUCGAAAGCCAGGGCGAGCUCGUAGACCGCAUCGAGUACCAAGUGACGCAGACCACCGACUACGUGGGCAGCGGCCGACAAGAGAUCAAUAAAGCUCGCGAAUAUAUGAUCAAAGCGCGAAAGAAAAAAAUCUUCAUCAUAAUAUGCCUGUCUGUUACGCUGGUUAUAUUAAUAAUAGUGCUCGCGAUCGUGCUGAGUUAAACGACGCGACACGGAGCAUCGCUCGUGACGUCACCCAUCGGACCGUACACAUGGAAUGAGUAUGAAUAAAAAACACUAUACAAACAUCGAGCACGAAAACCCGUUUUUUUUUCUCUAUACAACUAUAAGCUUUAUACAUUAGAGGCACAAGGUCGAUAAUUGAAACUUUUGUAUCCGAUCAUCUUGAAGGGUAGUUUUUUUUUUAAUAAUUUGAUUACUGAAAAAUGUAGUAGGUUCGAAUAAGAUUCUCAAGGAAAAUACGACAAAACUACCCACAAAACUAUAAAAUAGAGUUGACCUUUAUGCCUCUAAUAUUAAGGUUCACUAAAACGAUAUAUUUAAAGGUUCUUGCAUUUUAUGUCUCGAUUUUCACAAUGGAUGUUUACAUACGUGGAUCGUUAUUUUCAAGAUGUUUGAAAAUGCUGGCAUAUCUAUAAAUCAACAUGUCGGUAUCAAGAAGUGAUAAUAUUUUGAUGCUAUCUGUUUUGAUCUUUACGUGCUAGAUAGAUAAUCUUAUCUGUAACAUAUAUAAACAUUGUGAUUGAAAAAAUAUAAUAUAUCCCACGUUUUUAACAUCUUGUAAACAUGUAGAAAUAGUUAUACCAUUGCGGUAGACAAAAUUGAAGACAAUAUUAAUUUAUAAAGUGCAAUAAAAAUGUUUGUGCUAAUAAGUAAGUUAUUUAAAAAAAAAACUUGUUUAGCUUCGCUGGUGUUACCAGAGAUAUCUUCAUAGCGUCUGUGAAUAAUAUUUGAUAGAAAUUUAGUAUUAAUAGUUAGGUAACAUCACAAGUUAUUUAUCGCAUUGAUUUUUAUUUACAAACAAGUUUUUUUUCUUUCAUACGUUAUUAUUUCGUAACCAAUUAAUAAUUUAUUAUUUUCAAACAGAAAUACGAAGUUAUUGUAUUAUAUAUGUAUACUAUUGCAUCGAUUUGCUUAAAAUUCCUACUACUAAAUUGGUAGCUUUUUUUGUUACGUUCUCAACAACGUGGACUAAAUUAAUGUUAAGCUAAAUUAUUUUUUUUAAUUCUCUUUUCAAUGCUACUUUUGUACUAAAGAAAUAAUCUCGAUAACAAAAGUAACGAUGAAAAUAUAACAAUGCGAAUUUAUAGUUUUCGUUUGUUUAAAAUCAGUUAAAUAAAAUAAAUUAGAAUCAGUUAAAUAAAAUAAAUUAAAAUCAGUUAAAUAUAGAAAAUAUGUUUGUGUUUCGUCUGUUCAGUUAGACAACACCGCUAAGUAUUAUAACUCUGUUUCAUGGUGACCUAAUAUUACGUCGGGAAAAAAAAUCGCUAUUUUUAUAUUUCGUGGGGUGAAAUGGCUAUUUGGUUUAAGCGGCAUUUCGCUUAAUACGCGACAUUUAUCUUUGUAAUUAAAGGAACGUUUUAUUUGGUACUAGCUGACCCGGCAGACUUCGUAGUGCCUCAAUCGAUAAAUAAGAGACCUAAACUUUUGUAUAAAAUAAAGUUAAAACAAACAAAAGGAAUCCGUCCGACGACGGGGGACACAUCAAAGGAAAAACAAAAUUGUUAUUUUUAUUUAAUUCUGAGCAUUUCCAUUCAUUUAUUUACGUUUUAAACCUUCCUUGGACUUUCACAGAUAAUUCAAGACAAAAAUUGGCCAAAUCGGUCCAGCCGUUCUCGAGUUUUAGCGAGACUAACGAACAGCAAUUCAUUUUUAUAGAUAUAGAUUAGUAUCAACAAUUCGAUGUUUUUAAUUGAACUUCAAUUAAGUUAAGUACGGCUCAAUUAAGCACGGUAGGCAGCGGCUUGGCUUUACUCCUGGCAUUGCUGAAGUCCACGGGCGAUUGUAACCACUCACGAUCAGGUGCCUACAAGGGCAAUAAAAAAAGUUUCCCCCCAUUGAAAUAGCUAAAGAUUUUUUUUUGUUAUAAUUUUUCGAAAUAUUAAACAUUAAAUAGCUCUCCUGUAAAGUUCCAAAAAUGUCGUUUAAACUAAAUAGCAUUUUACCCCAUGAUUUAAUAUAAUUGUGAAAUGGCGAUUUAUCAUAAUCAUAAAGUAACUUGGCCAUUGUGGAACUGAGUUUUUAGGUUAGGUUCUCAAUUUUAUCACCUCGUUCGAUUAGUGGCUGAUGACGACUAGCUUCUGUGCCGCGGGGUCCGGGUUCGAUAACCGGCCUGAGUCAGUCGUCUUUGUCAAAGAGAUUCGUGUGUGAGUGUGUGUGUGUGUGUGUUUCCGGUACUCAUACCAGACAAUAAUACCAUGGAUUGAGAAUUGAAGUGUUUAUUGAAGCUUUUUAGUACAACCGUUACUUGAAACGAGAGAUUAAAUGAAAAAGCGACACUAAAAAAGAAACAUAUGAAUACAUCUAUGUAUAAGAUGCAAAAGUAUGAGAGCAAAAAAACACUUGUGAAGGUUUCUAUUAUAUAUCGCGUGUGCCCACUUGUCCUUUUUUUUAAUUUCUUUUAUAAAAAUCGACAUGUAAAUGCAUUCACGGCGUCGUAGAAAAAAAAGUGUAUUUGUAAUGCUAACCCUCAAUACUUAUUUAUUGUCUCUGUACGCGCGCUUUUCGAUUUUACUAGUACCUUCGAUAUUCGUUAGGCUAUUCGGCGAUAGAUGGCGUUGUUACUCGUACCGGCGUAACGGUACUUUAUUACAUGGAAUGCUGAAGAAAGGAUAUUUGGUUUAAACGACAUUUUUGAAACUUUACAGAAGAGCUAUUUAAAGUUUGAAAUUUGGAAAAAUAUGAAAAAAAUACUUUUUUAGCUAUUUGAAUGUUGUAAACAUAAUUGAAUAUGCAACUUCGAAAAAGGCACAUGUCGCAUAUUUUGUCAAAUACGUUUUUUCAUGGGUAUAUACAUGUAAUUUUGAGGCUUACCUACACCCAUUUUAUAAUAAUUCCAGUAAUUUUCGGUUGCUAAUUAACAGUAAAAUAUAUCUCAAAAAUUUAUAUUUUAAAUUUUACACUGCUUGAGAAAAUAAUCAGUUUUUUUCAUUUCCUGAAAAUUUUACAUUUUCUGAGAUGUGCCUUUUCGAAAUUGCAUAUUCAAUUGAAGUUCGGUUAAAAAUGAAUCGUUGAUGCUAAUACCGAAUACAAUGGACCUUUAAUCAUAAAGAUAAAUGUCGCGUGUUAAACGAAAUGUCGCGUAAACCAAAUAACCUUUCACCUCUCGUAAUAUGUUUUGAGCCAGAAAUGAAGAGGAAGGGAAGUUGAGGGUCAAUAAACACACAUGCAUUUUGCAGUCCAUUUCGUCAAGACCAACGCACAAGGCGGAAAUGUAGAUGCAAAACAAAAAGGGUCGCUAUGAUUUAUUUAAUCUAACUCCAUUGUUUUAUUUAUUCACGUAAAAAAUUUCUAUGAUUCGUUUACUUUGCAUGUUAUUUUUUUUUAUGUUUAUGAUGUUUGAAACACGCUAAUAGCUGAAUGAUCCACAACAGUUUAACUCAUAAAUGUCUCGGGUGAUGAAAUUAUGUAGCUGUUUUUUUUUUUUGAAUGCAUCCAUAACAUUUAUGAACAUAUAUCGGAAUUUAUUAUUAAUAGUACACAGCAGAGGUAAAAUUAUUUACGGUAAUUAAAAAAAAAAUAAUUCAGCUGUCAGUGGCUCUCAAACUUUUUUUGUGUAAUAAUUGUUAAAAAAAUUAUAUUGUAUUAUAUAAAAUAAUUACAAAAUACGGUUGCAAACGCAGGCGUAUGUUCUUUUUUGUAUGCGUUACUUAACUUGUUUAGGGAAGCGUUUAAUUAAGUCACAACAAUAAAAUAUAAUAUAUAUAUAUAUGUAAUAAUAAAAACAUCCUUAUUAUAUUAACGAAGGCAUUUAGUAAGCGCAUUUCUGAAAACUUACAGAAAUGAUUGCAAAUUAAUUUUUUUCUCUCGUACUGGUUGCUUUAUAGUUGUUAUAUUUUGAAUACAUGUGUACUAACUGUGAUUUUUAAUUGUUUUUUGGUAUUAAUUAAUGUACAAUUACAUCGUAUCGUUAUAAAAUCAUCAACAUUUUAUUAUUCCUAUAAAGCACUCAUUCUAAUUGAAAGACUGUGAGACAUAAUUUAACGUCAUAUUAAUAUCGUUGAUUUAUUACUUAAUUUAAUUUAAGUUAUAAUUUAAAAACCUUUUUGUUUUUCCCUAUCACAUAAGUUAAUAAGGUACCCUCACAACGAAGGGAUGAGUUUAAAGUUGUUGCUUUUGUUAAAAAAAAAAUAGAACUUUACUCAUGUUGUAAAUAUGUUUAUAAUUUGAAAUUUAAUUACAUUUAUUUAAUUUA